Messenger RNA from Pistacia vera, 1314 nucleotides. RefSeq lists its product as uncharacterized. The transcript has 7 exons. The record is from RefSeq and is a predicted model, not a curated record. The coding region runs from base 1 to 1314 and encodes 437 amino acids. Lineage: Eukaryota; Viridiplantae; Streptophyta; Magnoliopsida; Sapindales; Anacardiaceae.
AUGCAUGCAUAUGAGGUAUUGUCAGAUAAUGAAAAACGAUCCUCGUAUGACAGGCAUGGAGAGGCUGGACUUAAAGCUGCUGCUAGGGGGAUUUUAGCAGUCCUUUUGAUUUGUUUGAGUCAUUAUUCGAGGGCAUGGGUGGUAUGGGCGGAUAAAGCUAAGGCUUGGUUGAUUUCUCUGCCAUCAGGAAGUAUUACUACAUGGAAUGAGUUAGUUCAAGCAUUCCUUAUGAAAUAUUUCCCACAUGUCAAGUCUGCUAAGAUGAGGAGUGACAUCACAAAUUUUUUCCAGCAAGAUAUGGAGUCAAUCCAUGAAGCUUGGGAGAGGUAUAAGGAUCUCUUAUGGAGGUGUCCUCACCAUGGGCUGCUAAUAUGGUCGCAGGUGCAGACGUUUUACAAUGGGUUGUUGCCAAAUAUACAAGUGAUGAUUGAUGCUGCAAAUGGGGGAGCUUUGAAUAACAAAACACUAGAGGAGGCUUAUAUUCUGAUUGAAGUAAUGGCGAGCAAUAACUAUAUGAGGCCUUCAAUGAGAAAUUCAACAAAGAAAGCAGCGGGAGUGCAUGAAGUUGAUGGAAAUCGUUUAUCGAAGGAUUGUCAAGAAGGAAAUUCAUUUGCUCAACCGGAACGAGCUAACUAUGUCAACAACUUUCAACGAGGGCAAGAGAAUUCGUAUUCUAGCACAUACACUCCAGCAUGGCACAAUCAUCCAAAUUUUUUGUGGAGUAACAAUAAUGAGCACAAGCCACCACCGGGUUUUCAACCUCAAAAGAAGAGAUCUAAUAGGGAGAGUAUGUUCACUAAGUUCAUAGAGGAGUCGGGAAAAAGAUUUGACAAGAAUGAAUCUCAACUCCAAAAGUAUGAAGUUUUGUUGCAAAAUCAAUCUGCUUCCAUAAGAAAUCUUGAAACUCAAAUGGGGCAAAUCCAUAAUAUUUUAGAAGGAAGAGUUCAAGGAACAUUUUCGAGUGAUACCGAGAAGAAUCCGAAGGAGAGAGUCAAUGCUAUCAUACUAAGAAGUGACAUGUUGGAGCAAAUGCCAAAGUACGCGAAGUUUCUGAAGGAGAUUAUCACCAAAAAGAGAAGGUUUGAAGAACAUGAGACGGUGAUGCUUAAGGAAGAGUGUAGCGCAUUGCUAUUGAAGAAAUUACCACAAAAGCUCAGAGAUCUAGGGAGUUUCACAAUUCCUUGCACAAUAGGAAGAAAAACUAUUAAGGGUGCUACGGACAUACAAGGCAGCUAUCAGAUGGACAAUUGCAGACAUCAAAGGUAUAAGCCUCUCAAUUUGCAUGCACAAGAUUUUAAUGGAAGAAAGUUAUAA